CUUAUUUUGCUUUUAAAAAAAUAAACUACAUGUGUAUUGUGUUGUAGAGUCACAUCAAACAAGUGCCUAUUUCGAAAUUGAAAGAAACUUUGGGUGCUUGUUUGGAAAUUUUACAGAUAUUUUUUUUGCUUUUCCAUCCCAUCCCUCUUCCCAGCCACACAACUUUUCUUCUCUCUUUCUUUUCCUUCUGCAGAAACCAACAACCCACUUGUUACUUUUAUUCUUUCUCCCUCUCUCUGUACAAGAACCAAAAAAAAAAAAGGGAAGAAUAGGAAGAAGAAGAAGACGCAGGAAGCAGAAGAACCAGGAGAAGAAGGAACCCCCACCCCAUCUCACUUGUGCUCUCCUUCUCUCUUCUCUCUGACGUUGUCUUUUUCUCGCUCUGCAAUCUCAACUCUUCGAAAUUGGUCAUGAAGCGCCAAACUUGCCAAGGAAGGAGAGUCAUUCGACGCCUGGUUGGCUAGAUCGUGAGUUCUUAACGCCGAUCUUAUUUCUCCGAAUCUGUUCGUUUAUUUUUCUGUUUUUCUUUGUUCUCUUCCUUGGUUAGAACGUCCUUCUGGAUCGAUGAAGGGAUGGGAAGGCUUCAUCGGCAAUGGACGUCGGUAAUGGUCCCAGCAACGAGUGACGAUCAUUUUUUUUUUUGUUGCAUAUUGUCCUUUUUUGGAUUUUUUGUUUGGUUUUAAUUCUUACUUCUUGUCAUCUUUUAUUCAUGGGUUUUCGAUCAGGAAGAAGGAAGUGAUUCGUCUACACUCAUGCCAGAAGAAACAUGCCAUGUCGCCGGCGGUGGGACUGCUGUCAACCGCGACCAAGGUGCUUUUCGAGUUCGGAUACUGGCCAGGAUAAUGGAGGAGCUGCUGCCAAUGUAGAUUUCCAAAGGCAGCAGAGCCAACGAGGGCUACCCACUGCUCUUUGCGAUUGUCAGCCGGCGACUUGCUUAGCUUAUUGCAAUAUUGCAAUAACAAGUCAAUGAUGAACAUUCCUGAGGGAGAAGGAGGAAGCAGCUGAGUCUACCAUGAAAGCUUUGGUGUUGGUGAUCUCCUCUCUCUAUUUCUUCUGUUUUUAGUUUAGUUUUCUUCUCUUUGCGUAGAUGGUUUAGAGGUCUUGAAUACUUUUUUUUUAUGAUUGGUCAUUAGUUCCACCUAUCACGCUACACAGUAUACUUUUUACUCUAUUGGUUUUAGCACGGACUAGCCUCGACUCCAAAUCCUUUUAUGCUAAGAUUCCUAUGUUUGGUUUCCCUUACAGAUCAAGUCGAGUUGGUACUCUUGCUCGGUUGGACCAUCAGGUGAGUCUCCAUUAACAUGCUAUGGGGCGUGGGGAGAAUGGGGAUUCCUUUCAUUUUUGUUGUUUUCCCCUGAACCCUAUGCAUUUUAGCGGGGGAUAUCACUACUUGAAAACUUCUUGCAUACUGUUUUGCGUCUCCAGUAGGCUGAGCUGUAUAUUUUUUUACUUCUUAAAUGACAAAGACUUUGGAAAUCACACGGACAAAGGUGUUGGGGAUUGAUUAUUUCAGUACUUGAGGUUGUAUCGUUCUGUUCAUUACGUGCAUACAGUCAUAUAACUAGGGUGAUGCAAAUGAGGGGACUUGAGUAGAAUGCAUUUUCAUUAAAGUUCUCAUCAAUGUUAGCCAUUGAUGUUGCAUAUUUCUAUGAAUCCAUCACAGGGGAUGAAAAGUGAAUGGGGUUUUUUUCUUUUCAGUUGUAGGUGUAACUAUAUUUUCCCUUUGCAUCCUUCCAACCGAGGAGUGAUAAGUCGGCUUGGGGUGGGUCUCUUCAGCCCCCUUCUAUGGAAAUGUCAAGCGUCGACGGGGAGACAACAUUAAUGGCCAGGGAGGAUGACGGGUAACAGAGAGAUGAGGAUUUUUUGCCUCUGCCAACACCGUAACUGUCCGUUGCAGGUAAUCGCUUUCUGUCUCUUUAUUUUACUGGUUCUAGCUAGAAAUUACAGCUUUUGCCUGCUUUAAACUGUAUAUCUAACCAAACUUGAGCAUUGUGUCUAAUUAGUCAAAGUUGCUCCCUUGAAUUUUACUUUCUGUUCCCGUGUUUGAUCGCAUGCUCCCUGUGCUGGGUUCAUAGGGUCUAUGUGAAAGUACUCAGUUGAGUUGGUGAUAUUUUGCAGGUAUGGAACCAAUGCCAGUUGAGCCAUUGGAGGAGUGUAGGCCAGCAGAUGUCUACAUAGAGAAACAGGACCAAUCUGCAGCAAGAAGCUGAUCAGAUCCCUCUUAUGCUUGCAAUUUAGUGACAAGGUCAGCUCCUUAAUGCAAACUCUUUUGUUAUGUCCACGCCCUUUUCAUAAACUGUUCUGUUUUACUAAAAUUCACUCGAUCCUGCUUAUGAAAUUUGAUGUGCCAAAUCAAUUUUACUUCCUUCUUGGGGUUGUCCUUUGCUGAUUUAUCCGUACAGUUCUACGGAAACACAUAUUGCAUUUCUUGCGAUAAAUACCUUUCGAAAUUUCCUCAAACUGAACUCCAAUGUGUUCAUUUUCCCUCUUGAUCGUCGGUUGUUGUUGAGUUGUUCUUAUCAGCCUAUCAUGCACCUAAAGGCCUCAGGGUCAUGCACUUAUGCUGUUGUUCAGCCUGUGCCCUAUUUGUUGUAAAUUGAUAGAACUUAGGUUAAACUUUGCUGCAGUUUUGUUCUUCGAUUUUAAACUUCUCUUUGCAAAUCCAAUGUAUUUUUAUGGUAUCAGUUCCCUUCAUUCCUUACCUAUCAAUUAAGUUCAUAUCUUGAUCAGAUCCUGAGAUUUAGUUCCUGUGUAAUCUCGCUUGGUGUAUUUGCAUUUAAUCAUGAACUUUGUAUAUAGUUUCAUGGUCUAAGCAAUAUGAAAUCAAAACUAUGCGUCCAUCUAAUGCUACAGGUUUUAUGUUACAGGACUUCUGUGAUGCUGCAGUUCAGCAGCAAGCUCGAAAGGGACGGAGUCAGAGAAAUAGGCUAAUAAAUAAAAGAUAUCGUCUAAUGGUAGAAUGGAAUGAACAAACUGGGGGAGUAAUAACAUGCUUUUAUAUGUGCUAAGUUAUUCUGUGCAAUUCAGUAAGUAUGUUAUCUAAUUUAUUUGGGUCUCCGGAACCCUUUGCAAUUAUAUGCUUCUCAUAUCAUAGUUGUCCAUUUGCCAAAAUUUAAUUCCUCGGUGGAGAGUAGGUCUGCUAUAAUUUGUCUCCAAUUCCAUGAUGUCAUUGCUUUGGAUUUCUUCCUUUCUUGGCUCUAUUGUGUCCCCUCUUGCCGAUUAGUUUGGAGGUUUUAACUUAGAACUUCUAUUUAUUACCUCUCUGUACGUGGCAGCAAGUUAUUCUAAUCCGGUUCAUCUAGCUAGCUAACACAUAAUGAAUGUCACUGUGUUUGCUCUGCUUUAUUUUUAAUCCGGUUAGAGGACACUCGCAUGCUAUGCUUUUGCAUCAUGCUUCUUUGACACUGUUCGACUUGAGAUUCGUGUUUCCCUUUCCUGUGAUGUGUUGCUCAUUCUAUAUUUUUGGUUACAGUUACUUUGCUUUUCUCCAAAUGAAACAUUGACAUAUACGAGUUCAAACAGGUUGCUGAAACAAAUACCGAUAACCUUUGUAUAUUUAAGGCAACUUAUGGUUGCUGCACUAUGGUAAAGAGAGCUCUACGAUUAGACUUGGUUUAUUCUGCAAUUCUUUUCAUUAAAGGCAGACCAUGACACUGUAUGUUGUGUUUCAGUAGGGUCUCUGUAAUCUUUGUUUCCAUCUCUCAGUACACACGUGAAUGUUAGGUUAUGUUGAAUGUUAAGUUCAGUCGGCUUUACGUCUUUAUGAAUUUAUUUUAUUUUUACUUAAUAUUAGCUGGUUCCGCCUGUCUACAUAGGAUCUCUCUAUGUGUGGUUGGUUUCAUCCUUUCUUGAAUCCUACUGCCACAUGAGAGCUGAGUUUUGGGUUUGAUGGGAAGGAAGAUUAGAAGAUUACACCAGGAUCCUUAACUCUCUUAAACUCAGUGGGAGAGGUUAAGUCAGCAGCUAAAUUGCUUCAAAAUCUUGGUUUGCUCUGUUUUGGUUUUCGUUCAUUGUUUUGGCUGCUCAGGGGUUUCGAUUUUUUUACCAUUCUCAUUUGAAUCGUUUUUGUUUCCUUUUGUUACUCUUACAUUGUCGACAAAGAUGGAAUGCUUUCGUCAUGGGAAUCAUUGUGAAGAAGCUAAGAAAGAAAGCAGGUAAAAGAGGUGCCCAUAUUCGUAUAUUUUGUUCUUCUGUGAUAUGGAUGCGAGCCUAGAAUUGGUUGUCAUGCUUGCCUGCACAUAACUGAUUUCCAGCUUUGUUUUCAACAAGAACCCGCAGAUUCAUAGGGUUCUUAUACAUUGAUUCAGUCCUCUAACAUUUUGUUGCCCAGUGAUUCAUCAUAGGCAAGUUUGUGGAGAUAGUUACAGUUGUGGGUGAAGUUUUUAGUCUGCCUAGCUUCUUAGAUCGUGUUGUGCCUAACAUCCACGUGGUUAAUCCUGUUCUUUUGCCUAUCAGUUUAUCUUACUUUGUUUAUAUGUCUCUCAUUUAUUUUAAAUUGUUUGUGUUGUGUUCGAGGCAAGCUUACUCAUUAAGUAACCUGUUUAGCUAUUAUGUAGUGAAAAUUAAGAAAUCGAGUUUAUUAAGAUAAGAGCUAUAACUCAUCGCCUUCAACAUUUCUUGAUAGUGUUAAUAAAUUGGAUUGUGUAUGCUGAUUGUUCCAUAUUAUAUAGGUGGAUCAUCUGUGGGAUAGAGAAUCUUCACUCAGCCCGGUGCAAGAGAGGUCAUUAACACUAGGAUCAAGAGCGACAACAGGGGGACGGGUGGUGCUGAGGGCCUAUUCCACGAUGGGGUUGGUUGUGAUUUGAUUUUGCCUUCCAAGUAAUCCCUUAUCAAACUUUCAGGUAUGUGUACUCCCAAUUAUUUAACGUUUAUAGAAGCUUUUGGUAUCUACAAAUAAUACUUUAGUUGCGUUCCGGUUUGUUCGCUUACAACCGCUUCUUUCCCGCGUUGCAUAGAUGUUCCAUUUUUGCCACAGUAGCAUUGAUAUGAUCGGCUUUUGCCUCUUUUAUGUCCCAAUAUGAGAUUGGAGCUUCUCUUCAUUUUGCUGCUCAAUUCAGUUCUUAACUCUCUCAAAUGUUGCCUUCAGCUGCCCUCUACGGUACUUGAGGUUUUAUUUUAAAAUAUAGAGCAGCUCUCAAUGAUUGAAUUUUUAAGAUUCUACAGGUAUUUAACUAUUUAUGUGGCACAUAAAAGGUUGAGUGAGGAAAUGUUUGGUUUUUUUUUAUUUGUAUGGAUCUUUAGUAGUUUUUACAGCUUAAUGUUUUUCGACUCUAAGAAAUGGUGUGGGCCUGUGCACUUGUAUUUUGGUUUAAUUAGUUUUAAUAUCUACCUACCGGUUUUGGUUUACAGAUCGAUUUUCAUUUGGCUUUCGAUUUAAUGGGAAGUGGCGCUGUGGCAGUGGAACGGGGUGGCGAUGGUGCAUAUAUUGGAUUUCAAUCACCGUUUAUAAAUUGUUAAGUUGUGUUUUUUAUAACUUAGUCCUAGAGCCAAAGCGUGUUAGUUUGGUGAAACUCAAAUUCUUUUUGAUUAGUAAGAUGUUGCCUUACAUAUAUAUACACAUGUUCAUGAUAGUUACUCCUACUCAUUCUGUAAGUUGAAUUGCUAUAGUGUUUCAAUCCGUUGUUUUUGCGGCCAGUUGUUGGCUCCGUGGUGUAAAGAAUAUGAAUUGUUUGUUUGUAUUGACGUGACCGAGCUGUUGUCGGACAUGUUGGACAGCAGGAGAAUCGACGCUGAUCAUGGGCGCCGAACUUCUAGGCUGCAACGAAGAGCUAGGGUUUCGGGGUCAAAGCUGUAGGGAAUGUGAAUCGUGUGUUUGUAUUGACAUUGAGAAGGGGCAUUUAUAGCCACAAUGUAAGAGGUUCAUGUAGGACAAGGAAACUUAAGACAACAUGAAUAAAGACUUAUCGCUAAU
Linum trigynum is the source of this 5911-nucleotide messenger RNA. The record is from the annotation of a GenBank genome assembly. Lineage: Eukaryota; Viridiplantae; Streptophyta; Magnoliopsida; Malpighiales; Linaceae.